Strongylus vulgaris is the source of this 1044-nucleotide messenger RNA. The record is from the annotation of a GenBank genome assembly. NCBI's taxonomy places the organism in Eukaryota, Metazoa, Nematoda, Chromadorea, Rhabditida, Strongylidae.
AUGAUCACUAACCUUACAGCAGGAGAACACGGUUUUCAUGUGCACACAAUUGGAAAUCUAUCUAUGAAUUGUUCGGCUGCUGGGGGUCACUUCAACCCUACCAAUAUGGAUCAUGGAGCUCCUAAUGCUACAGUACGACAUGUUGGCGAUCUCGGAAAUAUUGUGGCCAUGAAUAAUUCGAUAGCGGUGGUCAACAUCACAGAUAUGCAAAUCUCAUUGAGAGGAAAUAACAGUAUCGUUGGAAGAGCAAUUGUCGUUCAUGCUAACCGUGAUGAUUUGGGCCUUGGAAAUAAUACGGAGAGUCGUAUUACAGGCAAUGCUGGGCCUCGCUAUGGUUGUGGAAUCAUUACUCUCACUGAUGAUUUUGAACGACCUCUAAGCUCCAACACAAAGACCGUGAGGAAUUACACUAUAUUUACCCAGGCACGAACGAUGCUGAAAGAAAUUCUGUUAAUCUAUGCCUUGAUCUACUUCUCCUCUGGAUGUGGUCCGGGCGCUGGACGGGAUCGAACCUUUCGUGCCACAGCUCGAGCAAUAAUGUUCCGAGCAGCCAAUGGUUCCGCUAAUCCUACUGUACGGAUCGGACGAGUCCUCUUUACGCAGAUAGGCAAUCAAGUCACCUUAACUGGCCGAGUUCGUGGUCUUACGCAAGGACUACAUGGAUUCCAUUUAACUGGCCAAGUUCGUGGUCUUACGCAAGGACUACAUGGAUUCCAUGUUCACCGAAGAGGAGAUCUGACUAAUAAUUGUCUGGGUUCUGGCCCUCAUUUUAAUCCUAAUAUGCAAAAUCAUGGAGGUCCUGCUUCGGCCAUGCGACAUGUUGGCGAUCUUGGAAACAUUAUUGCUGGGCCAAAUGGAGUAGCAAGGAUCAACAUUCAAGAUUCACAAAUCACAUUGAGAACAGGAGCACGUAACAGUAUCGUUGGAAGGGCUCUAGUUGUCCACGUAUUGCCGGACGAUUUGGGCCUUGGUGGGGAUAAUGGGAGCCUUACCACAGGCAAUGCUGGACCUCGCUUUGGUUGUGGAAUCAUCACUCUUACUUAG